UAUAUACACAGACGAGUAACGAGUGAUACGCUGAAGUGACAGGUAAAAGGUUCGACCCAAACAAAAAAAAGAUCAUUCUUCGUCUGAUUUUGGAAUAUUACCAUUGAUUUGUUAGAAGGGUUAGUGCAAUGUGUUAUGGUUGGCUAACAGAUUCUAUUUGAAAUAUAUGUGGCCAUACACGAAGACUGGGACAUGACUCAAAUGAAGCUAGGUCUCGCCGUGCAAUUACGAUGUAUCAUAUUGUUACAUCCAUCCAGAUACGGCUAUUCAUCGUAAAGGCGUUUGACCUAGAGGUGUAACAAAACAUUAGUAAAAUUUUGUUAUUCUACAAAAACGAUGGCAAGCCUUGAAGAUAAACUUUUGGGUGAGAAAUUAGAUUACUACUGCAGUUCUUCCGAAGAUGAAGCGGAUGAAGGGGGGGUCAAACUCGUUAAAGACGAAGAUCUGAAGGACAAAUGCCCGCUAACCCACGGUCGCUGGGGGGCAGAGUCGACCAACACGGGACCAAAAGGUGUACUAAAGGAUUGGCAACGAUAUAAGCAGCUAGAAAGUGAGCGUCGUGCUGAGGAUGAAGCCGAACGAGUGGCGUUAAUGAAGCGAUUAUCGUUAACUUGUGCUACCGAAUCGGAAGAGAGACGAAUGCGAGAAAAGGUAGCUGCGGAGGCCGAAAACCUUGAAGAGCUUGACGAGAUGAUGUUAGAGUAUAUUUCACAGCGAAUGCAGGAAAUGGUAUCUGCUGCGAGCCAUGGUGAUCGACCGAAGUUUGGCAAACUUCAGAUUCUUCGGAGCAGUGAAUUCUUCCUUGACGCUAUCGAUCAUGAGCAUAAGGAAACCACCGUUUUCGUACAUAUUUACGGGCCUGGCAGUAAAGGCUGCGAUGCACUCAACGCCUGCCUGAAUACUUUAGCUGAGGAGUAUCCUCUGUAUAAGUUCUGUGUGAUGUCUACAGAGGCGGCUGGAAUGACAUCGUAUUUCGAGAAGUAUGGUGUGCCAGCCCUUGUUAUCUAUAGAGGUGGAAAUCUCAUCGGCAAUUUUGUUCGUCUAUCGGAUGAGUUUGGUGACGACUUUGACUCUGUUGAAAUCGAGUCAUUUCUUGUUGACCACGGAUAUUUGCCGGAUCCGUCUACUGUUCCAAAAAUUGUCAGGGAAAAUCGAGAGAAUCGAAAUAUAAAAAAUACAGACCACGAAAAUGACGACGAUGACUGAGUUACGCAUAUGAUAACUAGAUUUGACAUUGAUGUGAUUUUGUUCGCAUGUCUGUAUAGAUGCUACAGGUACGUAGAGCAAACUGAAGUACGAAACGAAAAAAAAAAAAAAGGAAGUUACCGAUUUUUUGUUUCGACUUCAGUCGAACAUUAGCCAGAAUAAAUAUCAAGCGUAUUUAUUUUUUUCUUUGA
Molecule: messenger RNA, 1397 nt
Organism: Varroa destructor (honeybee mite)
Lineage: Eukaryota; Metazoa; Arthropoda; Arachnida; Mesostigmata; Varroidae
Product: phosducin-like protein 1
Biological process (GO): regulation of G protein-coupled receptor signaling pathway
Source: RefSeq, a predicted model, not a curated record